This is a messenger RNA of Anolis sagrei ordinatus, 824 nucleotides long. It is a transcript of the gene ZNRD2, whose product is annotated as zinc ribbon domain containing 2. Lineage: Eukaryota; Metazoa; Chordata; Lepidosauria; Squamata; Anolidae. The record is from RefSeq and is a predicted model, not a curated record.
CCGGUAAUGAGGUGACGACAGCGGAAGAGGCGUGGCUAGAGUCGGAAGCGAGUGGUCCAGCCUGGGCGAAACAUCAUGGCGCUCAACGCGGCGGGCAACGACGACGCGGAGUGGGAGCCGCCCUCGGAAGCGGAGCUGAAGGUGAUCCAGGCCCGGCGGGAGCGGCAGGACAAGAUCAGCAAGCUGAUGGGCGACUACCUCCUGAAGGGCUACCGCAUGCUGGGCGAGUGCUGCGAGGAGUGCGGGACUAUUUUGCUGCAAGACAAGCAGAAGAAACUCUACUGCGUCGCCUGCCAGGAACUCAACUCUGACGUCGACAAGGACAAUCCGGCCCUGAAUGCCCAGGCUGCCCUGUCCCAGGUGCGGGAGCGCCAACUGGCCACCAACGCCGAGGACAACAACGUUUGCCCCGCCGUCGCAUACCUGUCCGCACUUCCUGCGCACCCCGUGCGCCACGUCCCGCGCCCAGAGCACUGCGAAGGAGCUGCUGCAGGACUCCGGGCUUCGGCCCCUGCGCCGUUGCUGCUCCCAGGCCCGGCGGCAGCGGCAACGAUGGCGGCGCCUUGUCCGGCGGCCCCACUCGGUGCGCUGACCCUGGCAGAGGAGGCCAUCUUGCAGAAGAUCGCCUGGGCGGGCCAGGAGCUGCGGCACAGCGCCUCCGUGGAGGCCAGCAUCCAGCUCUGCGCCCUCAUCCGUUCCUGCACAGAGUCCCUCAAGAGCCUCAAGGAGCUGCAGCAGUGAGCGCCCGAGCCCCGACUCUCCGCCCUUUCCAACAAGACUGCUCAUCCUUCCCAUUAAAAUGUGUGCUUGUGGUUUCACUCGGA